AAAACGCAACCGGGUGAGGGAGCGCUUCCGCUCGGAGAGAGCUGGCCGGGUUGAGGCGCCGGCUUCCCCGGGUCUUCUCCAGCUGCCACCGCUUUACUGCAAAACUGACGGGCGCAAAAACAUGAGUGACUCCGCGGGAGGGCGCGCUGGUCUCCGGCGUUACCCCAAGCUCCCAGUGUGGGUGGUGGAGGAUCAUCAGGAGGUUCUACCCUUUAUAUACCGGGCCAUAGGCUCAAAGCAUCUUCCUGCCAGUAAUGUAAGUUUUUUACAUUUCGACUCACAUCCAGACCUCCUUAUUCCUGUGAAUAUGCCAGCGGACACCGUGUUUGAUAAGGAAACACUCUUUGGAGAAUUAAGUAUUGAAAAUUGGAUUAUGCCUGCAGUUUAUGCUGGCCAUUUUUCACAUGUAAUAUGGUUUCAUCCCACAUGGGCUCAGCAAAUCAGAGAGGGCAGACACCACUUUUUAGUAGGCAAAGACACUUCUACCACAACAAUCAGGGUUACAAGUGCAGAUCAUUACUUCCUAAGUGAUGGUCUGUAUGUACCUGAAGACCAGCUAGAGAACCAAAAACCUUUACAGUUGGAUGUAAUUAUGGUAAAACCUUAUAAACUCUGUAACAAUCAAGAAGAAAACGAUGCAGUGUCUUCUGCUAAGAAACCAAAGCUAGCCCUGGAAGAUUCGGAAAACACUGCCUCUACUAACUGUGACUCUUCUUCAGAAGGACUGGAAAAGGACACAGCAACACAGAGAAGUGACCAGACUUGCCUAGAACCAUCAUGUUCAUGUUCUUCUGAAAAUCAGGAAUGCCAGACUGCUGCCAGCACUGGGGAAAUUCUGGAAAUUUUGAAGAAAGGGAAGGCAUUUGUUUUAGAUAUUGACUUGGAUUUUUUUUCAGUCAAAAAUCCCUUCAAAGAAAUGUUCACUCAGGAAGAGUACAAAAUCUUACAAGAGCUGUACCAAUUUAAGAAACCUGGCACCAACCUAACAGAGGAAGAUUUGGUAGAUAUUGUUGAUACUCGAAUUCAUCAAUUAGAGGAUUUAGAAGCCACUUUCGCUGAUUUGUGUGAUGGUGAUGAUGAAGAAACGGUACAGAGAUGGGCUUCAAACCCUGGAAUGGAAUCACUAGUUCCCCUUGUACAGAGUUUGAAAAAACGGAUGGAAGUACCAGACUAUGAAAUGGUUCACCAGGCUGGUUUAACCUGCGAUUAUUCAGAACUUCCUCACCAUAUCAGCACAGAACAAGAAAUAGAGUGUCUUAUUCAAUCUGUGCAUUAUUUACUGAAAAAUUUACCAAAUCCUACUCUUGUGACAAUUGCAAGGUCAAGUCUGGAUGAUUACUGUCCUUCUGACCAAGUUGACACUAUUCAAGAAAAGGUCCUCAAUAUGCUACGUGCCCUCUAUGGAAAUCUAGACCUCCAAGUGUAUGCAGCAGAGUCUCCUCCAUCUUGAAACAAACAAAACAUUAGGCUCCUGUUGUACCUUGGUUUAGUAACAGGCCUUUAAUUAACUUAUUUGUAAAUGAGUCUUCCAGAGAACACUGUUUUAUAUUAACUUUCAGUUGAAAUCCUUCAGAUAUUUUGAAUCUCUAAACAACCAUUGUCAGUUGUGGAAUGAUGGUAAAUUUUUUGGCAUCAAGUCUAAUAACCCCAACUGAUAGAACUGUUGCUUAUCUGUCUUCCUUAAGUAUUUUUUAGGGUUUUGUUUGUUUGUUUGUUUGUUUGUUUGUUUUCACUUUUCCUCCAGGUCUAUUGGGCUGUAUGAGAUUCAUUCAUACUUCAUUUAUUCAUUCAACUAAUAUUUAUUGAACACUUACAUGUACCAGACAUUAUUAAGUGCUGGGUAUAUGGUAAUGAACGGAAUAGACAAGGCCCCUGCCCUUUUAGGGGAGACAGAUGAGAAGUAAAUUACAGGUUAUGAGAAAUGUUAUGAAGGAAAGGAUAACAACAUACAUGUCUUAGUACUUAGGGUAUCAUGGCUUUAUAGGAAAGUAACAUUCUCUCUCUUUUUUUUUUUUUUAAUUUUAUAAAAAUAGAGAUGGGGUCUCACCAUGUUACCCAGGCUGGUCUCAAACUCCUAGGCACAAGCAAUCCACCUGCCUUCGCCUCCCGAAGUGCUGGGAUUACAGGUGUGAGUCACUGCCCCAGCCAGAAACUAACAUUCUCAAAAGCUACUACCAAAAAAACCCCACAAAUUUGCCAAUCCAUGAAAGUAUCAUAAGAAGUCUACCUUUCCAAGGAAUUUGGCAUUGUGGCCCUGCUCUUGCCAAAUGCUCUCCAGCAUUGUUGGUAUCAAGGUGGUCUGGUUGAGUAAACUUGACCAAACAAAAAUUAACUGUUUUUUGCUUUUCUGUUUUUGUUUUGCUGAUCAAAAAAGCCCUUCAGGGUCUUUUGUGCCUCCAGGAGGUCGUUGUAGAUAUCAGUAAUAUAGUGCCUAAGUGCCACUUUAUUGGCAAGUCUAGAUUGAUACUUUUUUCAGAUAAACCAGCUUUUUAUGUAAAGAGUAAGGGAAAAAGUUAAAUCUUUAAUUCUGACCUGCCAUAAAUACCCAAAGAUAUAAACUGUUUUCCACCACCCCCUUCAUAACUAAGACAUCCUUCCUGAGUCACUCUUAAUCAUGAAACUUGAUUUUCUCAAUUGGCCAGUCUUCUGAUCUUUAGUAUCUCUUUAUUUCAGUAAUUUUUACCUACCUACUUGAUUUAUUUUCCUUUAAAAGGUGAAAUGACGUUUAAAGAAAAACAAACACCCAUCAUUCCUCAGUCCCAACACAGCAGUUCUUUUCACUCUUGCUUGUAACUUUCAGGCCUUACCCACAUGUGUUCCUAUAGAGUUGCAUGUAGCUAAAAUUAUAGUGUGCUGCCUAACUUUGUGCUAAUAACCAAGGACACACAUUAUCAUUGCCUCUCAGUGGAUGGCACCUGACCCCAUUUUUCCAAGGAUUCUAUUUUCCAGUGAAUUUUUGUCACCGAGUUAAUUUCCCAAGUCUGAUAGCAUGAAUGCUUAUUUGUGCUGUGAAAAGCAGAGCAGCCUGACUCAGCUUUCCAUUUUCAUAGGAUAAUAUGUGCCAAAAAAGGUUUAUUUUCUUGGUAAAAUCAGAAUUGUAGAAUUGUGCUAUUUUUAAUUUUUAAAAUUUUUGGUUAGAGCUUAUAGACAUUACUUUUAUGAUUAUUUUGCGUGCUAAAUAAGUUAAAGGGUAUGUUUUGAACUAUAGCACUAAUUAAUGUGUGAUCUUAGUAUGUUGAUAGCUUUGAUUUUGUGAGUGGUUUACUAGUCAUUUAUUAUGAUUCCCAUGAACUCUGAUAUGAUUCAUUGUGGUUUUAACUCAGGUUGAAUAAAAGCAUCCAUUUCUUUUA
This is a messenger RNA of Gorilla gorilla gorilla (western lowland gorilla), 3350 nucleotides long. It is a transcript of the gene C19H5orf22, whose product is annotated as chromosome 19 C5orf22 homolog. The coding region runs from base 122 to 1450 and encodes 442 amino acids. The record is from RefSeq and is a predicted model, not a curated record. NCBI's taxonomy places the organism in Eukaryota, Metazoa, Chordata, Mammalia, Primates, Hominidae. The transcript is spliced from 9 exons.